UCGGCUGUCACGUGGGCCCGUUCUCGGUCACGUGAGCCCUCUCGGUUCGGCCCUCGCUUCCUUUACGGCUGCCGCAAAGCAUCGCUGGUUGCAGCUGUCGGAAGUGGGAUUUGUGGCAAUGAGACCGCAAGCGGCUGUGGCCGGUAAAGUGUUUAUCCAGAGGGACUACACCAAUGGCACGUUGUGUCAAUUCCAGACGAAGUUCCCCUCCGAACUGGAGACCCGGAUUGACAGACAGCAGUUUGAGGAGACUGUGAGGACGCUGAACAACUUGUUUGCCGAGGCAGAGAAGCUAGGGGGACAGUCUUAUCUGGAAGGCUGCCUUGCUUGUCUCACCGCCUAUACUAUAUUCCUGUGCAUGGAGACGCAUUACGAGAAGGUCCUGAAGAAGAUCGCAAAGUUUAUUCAGGAGCAGAAUGAGAAGAUUUUUGCUCCGCAAGGCCUGCUCCUCACUGAUCCUAUAGAGAGGGGGCUCCGGGUGAUUGAAAUCACGAUCUACGAGGACAGAAGUCUGACUGGCAGAUAGGACAGGUGACCAAUCCUUUGUGCUGUAAAUACUUUCUGCUACAAAGACCGUCCUCCCUGACAUUCCUUGAAUCGCCAUUCCCAUUUCUGCAACACAUCCUUCAUGACUUCUCAUUAUUUUACCUCAUGGACCCAGUGCCCCCCCCCGUGCCAAUCGGUUACCCUGCCAGCCUGCUGUUCUAAUGGCUGAACAUGCAGAGAAGACGGAUGAAGAUGGCUUAGCAGAAUGGAUAUCGUUUUCAGGGGAGAAUCAUGGGCUUGGGAUUGUGCCAAUGUUUUGAUCACUGUAUGGAACUCCUGUGCAAUGGCAUCUUUCUUACAGUAUCUGUUGUAUUUCUCUAGCAGUAGAGUGGACGUGAUGUGUAGUAAGUAUAGACAAGACAAUGGCUUGAUGAAGCUCAAUGCAUUAUGGGGGAUUUAAUUCUCACAGAUGGCAGUUUUGGGGUGGACAUGAUUUUCUGGUGCCAGGCUGUCAGUCGAGUGGCCUGUUGAUGAAGAAUAAUAGAAUCUUCCCCUUCUGUCAUCCUAAUAUUUAUUUCUAUAUUCUAGAAUUACAUUAUGCAUUUCCUGGCUUACUUUUUCUUGCGUUUUAUUAUUAUAAUUUUUUUUUAAAGAUUUUCCCUAAUUUUAUUUUUUUUUUUGUUUUCUUUUUGUGCAACGCUAGACAUGUGACACGUUCAUUAUGAAGUUGGUGCUGAUCCUAUUUUCACUUGGCACAUUUUGAAGUGCUUAAAUGGCAGUUGUCCUGUGGCCCACACAAAGAGUACCAGUUUUUAUACACAUACAUUGAUUGGCUGAAACUUGGGCAGCUCUGACUGAAACAGAUCGUAAAAUGUGCAAUUGUGAUGCCAAUUCACAUUCCAGUAUGACAGCUGCUGCUGACUGGUGCCCUAUUCUACCACCCUCCUCCUCUCCAGGACAAUCUUGCUGCUUGUAACUGAAUGGUUAACAGAUUGGAUGUGUGUGGUAACUGGUUCUGUGGUUUUUCUAUAUAUAUAGGCCGAUUGCUCAUGCCAUGUACAUUAAGUCACUGUCACACAUCAUGUGCUUUUAUGCAUCAGAUUUAUUAUGAAUAAACAUAAUUUAUAGGGA
Messenger RNA from Rana temporaria (common frog), 1617 nucleotides. It is a transcript of the gene GOLGA7, whose product is annotated as golgin A7. The record is from RefSeq and is a predicted model, not a curated record. The coding region runs from base 119 to 526 and encodes 135 amino acids. Gene Ontology annotation, biological process: Golgi to plasma membrane protein transport; peptidyl-L-cysteine S-palmitoylation; protein targeting to membrane. The transcript is spliced from 6 exons. Lineage: Eukaryota; Metazoa; Chordata; Amphibia; Anura; Ranidae. Gene Ontology annotation, cellular component: palmitoyltransferase complex; Golgi stack.